AUGGCCACUGAGGUCCACAAUCUUCAGGAGCUCAGGCGAAGCGCUUCACUGGCCACCAAGGUCUUUAUCCAGAGAGACUACAGUGACGGCACCAUCUGUCAGUUCCAGACCAAAUUCCCGCCAGAGCUGGAUAGCCGGAUUGAGAGGCAGCUCUUUGAGGAGACUGUGAAGACCCUCAAUGGCUUCUAUGCGGAGGCCGAGAAGAUCGGGGGCAGCUCCUACCUGGAAGGCUGCCUGGCCUGCGCCACGGCCUACUUCAUCUUCCUCUGCAUGGAGACCCACUACGAGAAGGUUCUCAAGAAGAUUUCCCGGUACAUCCAGGAGCAGAACGAGAAGGUCUUUGCUCCCCGAGGGCUCCUGCUCACGGAUCCCGUGGAACGCGGGAUGAGGGUCAUCGAGAUCUCCAUCUACGAGGACCGGUGCAGCAGCGGAAGUUCCAGUAGCGGCAGCAGCGGCAGCGGCAGCAGCAGCGCCAGCGGGGGAGGGGCGGGGGCCCGGUGA
Molecule: messenger RNA, 501 nt
Organism: Apodemus sylvaticus (European woodmouse)
Lineage: Eukaryota; Metazoa; Chordata; Mammalia; Rodentia; Muridae
Gene: Golga7b
Product: golgin A7 family member B
Exons: 5
Coding region: 1-501 (166 amino acids)
Biological process (GO): peptidyl-L-cysteine S-palmitoylation; protein targeting to membrane
Cellular component (GO): palmitoyltransferase complex
Source: RefSeq, a predicted model, not a curated record